AGAGCUCUAAGACUAUUUUGUUACCUCAGACUUAGACUCAGCAAUUCGGCUCCCAGAUAUUCUGAUUGGAAUUGCAGCGCGAAAUGGGCCAUCAUGCUCUCGUAUUCGGUGCCUCAGGCAUCCUUGGGUGGGCGGUCUUCGACCAGAUAUUGAAUAAUCACUUCAAAAAGGGCAUAUUCAGCAAGGCGACGGCACUUUCCAACAGACCCCUGAGCAAGAAGAACGUAGUAUGGCCAGUCCUCAGUCCUGAAAUGUGAUAUUGGCUAUCGUAGAUGGUGUCGACCUCACCAUAGGGACGGUUGAAGACUUGAAAGAGACCUUCCUGAACCUUCCUGAAGUGUAUGCCGGACAUCGAUACUGUAACACACAUUCAGUAUUUCGGUUUACACAUAUUCAUCUAAAAUUUCAGGUUCCAACUUUGCUGGCAAUCAACUUUCAAUCUAGCGUAUGCGUUUGAUCCAUAUUUCCCGACGAAACUGAGAUCAACCUGAGGAUGAUGAGAAAGGCCUUUGGCGCAGCCGAAGCUCUGGCACCAAGACUGCGAUACUUCACCUUCCCACUGCUACGAAGGUAUAUUCGACCUCCAUUUUACAUAUGUUACAGAACAUGAAAAAAUCUUACGUUUCCACACGGACAUGGAAUUCGUUUACCAAACCGUCCCUUCGAG
This is a messenger RNA of Pseudomassariella vexata, 667 nucleotides long. RefSeq lists its product as uncharacterized. Bases 84 to 257 code for a protein of 57 amino acids. The record is from RefSeq and is a predicted model, not a curated record. The transcript has a single exon. Lineage: Eukaryota; Fungi; Ascomycota; Sordariomycetes; Amphisphaeriales; Pseudomassariaceae.